Manacus vitellinus (golden-collared manakin) is the source of this 1690-nucleotide messenger RNA. RefSeq names its product BCL2 interacting protein 2 (gene BNIP2). The transcript is spliced from 11 exons. Lineage: Eukaryota; Metazoa; Chordata; Aves; Passeriformes; Pipridae. The record is from RefSeq and is a predicted model, not a curated record. The coding region runs from base 234 to 1208 and encodes 324 amino acids. Gene Ontology annotation, biological process: apoptotic process. Gene Ontology annotation, cellular component: cytoplasm.
CUGCCAAUAUUUAGAGCCAACACAGCCAAGAACUUCAGCUGGUUUGGACUUGUAUGUCAGCAGAAUGGUUUAUCAUGUUCCAUUACUGGGGAUUCCUUGUUGCUGGUGAUGGGUGAGCCUGAAAAAACACAGCUUCCCUUGCACAUCCCAGGCUCCUCUUUAGCCCGUUGUCCUGAAGACAAGAGGUUCUGGCUGACCAGGAGUCUCUGUUAGCAGUUCAAGUUGGCUGGAGAAUGGAAGGUGUUGAGUUUAAGGAAGAAUGGCAAGAUGAAGAUUUUCCAAGGCCCCUGCCAGAGGAUGAUCCUGUUGAAUCUGAAACAUUGGCUGCAGCUGGAACAGAAAGCCAGGCUGAUGCAGAGGUUAAUGGAACCAAAGUGAGGAAGAAACUAGUGGCUCCAGAUAUCAGCUUAAAUUUGGAUUCCAGUGAGCAACCUGCUUUGUCUGAUGACUUGGAUGAGAGUGGAGAGAUUGAUUUGGAUGAUUUAGAUACUCCUUCAGAAAACAGUAAUGAAUUUGAAUGGGAAGAUGAUCUUCCCAAACCAAAAACUACUGAUGUGAUUAGGAAGGGCUCCCUCACUGAGUACACUGAGGCAGAGGAGAAGGACGAUGGGCGGCGCUGGCGGAUGUUCCGGAUCGGAGAGCAGGACCACAGGGUGGACAUGAAGGCAAUUGAACCCUAUAAAAAAGUUAUCAGUCAUGGGGGUUAUUAUGGUGAUGGGUUAAAUGCCAUUGUUGUGUUUGCUGUUUGCUUUAUGCCUGAAAGCAGCCAGCCUAACUACAGAUACCUGAUGGACAAUCUAUUUAAGUAUGUAAUUGGCACUUUAGAGCUGUUGGUAGCUGAGAACUAUAUGAUAGUUUACCUGAAUGGUGCAACCACACGGAGGAAAAUGCCCAGUCUAGGCUGGCUCAGGAAGUGUUACCAGCAGAUUGACAGAAGGUUAAGGAAAAAUCUGAAAUCAUUGAUUAUAGUUCAUCCUUCUUGGUUCAUCAGAACACUCCUGGCCAUCACAAAACCUUUUAUUAGCUCAAAAUUCAGCCAAAAAAUUAGGUAUGUCUUUACCCUGGCAGAACUAGCUGAGCUCAUCCCCAUGGAGUACGUUGGCAUCCCAGAGUGCAUAAAACAGUAUGAAGAAGAAAAGUUUAGAAAGAAACAGAAAAGAGUUGACCAAGAGCUGAAUGGAAAACAAGAGCAGAAAAGUGAGCAGUAAGUCUGGAGCACAAACAAGACUGAAGAUAUGCAGAUGGGAUGAUGCUGUUUCCAUUUCCAAUGUGUUCUCUGUGUGUAUGUAUCAUAUAACCUGUUGCAAAAGGUGCUUUGGACUAGCACAAGAACUGCUUCCUGCUGUAUUGGUUUGUCUUGACUUUAAUAGCUGUUUAUGUACUCGUUUUAUACUGCUAAAUGUCAAAGAACCCUAUGUUUUUCAGAGGAUGUUCUUGCCAUUGUUUAUCUAAAUGAUGCAUGUUCUUCAGUAAAAUAUUUAUAUACCUAAAUGUUAAAGGAAAGAGAUAAUAUAUAUUUUUAUGACUGAGCAAUAUAUUGUGUGUGCCUGCUGAAGGAGUUCAUUUGCAGGUAGACAAGGCCGUAAGUUACUUGUUUUUAUUGUAUCAAUCUGUUUUGCUGUAAAUGGUCAAGUGCAUUUCUUCAUUGUUGCAGAAACUUGUUUGGUUAUUAACAAUCACAUGAAGUCUU